UGACCUAUAAUAACAUUCCAUUAAACUACAAAACAAACUUACUUUCCACCUAAAACAAGUAAUACUAUAUAAACUCACAUUUUGCCACACUUUAAACUCAUCCCAUCAACAUUCCCUCCACAUUCAAUUCUCCUAGCUAUUUCCUACAAUUCCUACAACUUUAAUUUUGGUCCUAAAAAACUAGUUAUGUCUAGGAAAAAACUAUUUCUUUCAAUUCUCCUGCUUUUUUUGUUACAUUGUUCAAUCUACCAAAGAUUAUGCCAUGGGAAAGGUCAUAGUGAUCAUCAUCAUCAAAAACAUGGUAAAAUCCAUCAUGUAAAGCACCGAAAACCGAACCCGAAACAAUUAACCAUUAAUAUGACACAAACAUAUAACUCAGAAAAACAGUUUAUGAAGUGGGUUAAUUUUGUUGGUAGUCUUAAACAUACCCUUUUUAAAACAGCCAAAAAUAAGCUAUUUCCUUCUUACACUUUGACUGUUAGUAAAAACCCUGUUACUGGAGAUUUUACUACUAUUCAAGAUGCCAUUGACUCUCUUCCCGCCAUUAAUCUUGUUAGAGUUGUUAUCAAGGUUAAAGCUGGAACUUACACGGAGAAGGUGAACAUACCCCCACUAAAAUCUUUCAUAACCAUACAAGGGGAAGGAGCAGAUAACACAAUAGUCCAAUGGGGAGACACAGCAAAAACAAUUGGGCCCAAUGGCAAACCUUUGGGAACUUACAGUUCAGCUACAUUUGCUGUUAAUUCUCUUUAUUUCAUGGCCAAGAACAUCACCUUCAAGAAUACCACUCCAUUACCAGCAUCAGGAGCACAAAGUGUACAAGCAGUGGCAUUCAGAAUAUCAGCAGAUACGGCUGCUUUUAUAGGAUGUAAAUUUUUAGGAGCACAAGACACUCUUUAUGAUCAUUUUGGCAGGCAUUAUUACAAAGAUUGCUACAUUGAGGGCUCUGUUGAUUUCAUCUUUGGCAAUGGCCUCUCUCUUUUUGAGGGAUGUCAUGUGCACGCAAUAGCACAAAGAUACGGGGCAGUAACAGCGCAAGGAAGAAGUAGCAUGUUAGAUGAUACUGGUUUCUCUUUUAUUAACUGUAAGGUCACGGGCUCAGGUGCUUUGUACCUUGGUAGGGCUUGGGGUCCCUUCUCUAGGGUCGUCUUCGCUUUCACUUACAUUGACAACAUCAUCAUUCCCGCUGGCUGGUAUAAUUGGGGUGACCCUAACCGCGAAUUGACGGUGUUUUACGGACAAUACAAGUGCACAGGUCCGGGGGCAAAUUUUGCCGGGAGAGUAGCAUGGUCUAGAGAACUUACCGAUGAAGAAGCGGGGCCUUUUAUCUCGCUUAGCUUCAUUGAUGGUUCCGAAUGGAUUAAUUCAUUGUAAAUUAUCAGACUAGUGUAAUUUUUGAAAUAAUAAUAAUUUAAUUAGCAUUGGUUGU
Chenopodium quinoa (quinoa) is the source of this 1429-nucleotide messenger RNA. RefSeq names its product probable pectinesterase 53. The transcript is spliced from 5 exons. The coding region runs from base 187 to 1374 and encodes 395 amino acids. NCBI's taxonomy places the organism in Eukaryota, Viridiplantae, Streptophyta, Magnoliopsida, Caryophyllales, Amaranthaceae. The record is from RefSeq and is a predicted model, not a curated record. Gene Ontology annotation, molecular function: pectinesterase activity. Gene Ontology annotation, biological process: cell wall modification.